GCCGCCGGAGCCAAACCGGGAACGUCGUUUGCCCGGGACGCGGCGGAAGCCGGAGCAUUUGCGGGACCGGACCGCGGGAACCCGGAAACACCUGCGCCGCACUGAGCUGGCGGCAGCUACUACGGAGGGAACGGGCGGCGCUGCGGGUCAGCGGUCCCGGCUGACCCGUCGGGGUCGUCAGCCCGGGGCGCCCGGCGGAGCUGAGCCGCGGCCCCCAGUGCGCGCAGCCGGCCGAGCUGUGCGGAAGGCACAUGAAGAUAAAACAAUGUCUGCCAACCUAAAAUACUUGUCCUUGGGAAUUUUGGUCUUUCAGACUACCAGUUUGGUUCUGACAAUGCGUUAUUCUAGGACUUUAAAAGAGGAGGGACCUCGUUAUCUAUCUUCUACAGCAGUGGUUGUUGCUGAACUUUUGAAGAUAAUGGCCUGCAUUUUAUUAGUCUACAAAGAUAGCAAAUGUAGUCUAAGAGCAUUGAAUCGAGUACUACAUGAUGAAAUUCUAAAUAAACCCAUGGAAACACUUAAACUUGCUAUUCCAUCAGGGAUAUAUACUCUUCAGAAUAAUUUACUCUAUGUGGCACUGUCAAAUCUAGAUGCAGCUACUUAUCAGGUCACAUAUCAGUUGAAAAUUCUUACGACAGCAUUAUUUUCUGUGUCUAUGCUUAGUAAAAAAUUAGGUGUGUACCAGUGGCUCUCCCUAGUAAUUCUGAUGACAGGAGUUGCUUUUGUACAGUGGCCCUCAGAUUCUCAAGAGCUUGAUUCUAAGGAACAUUCAGCUGGCUCUCAAUUUGUAGGUCUCAUGGCAGUUCUCACAGCAUGUUUUUCAAGUGGCUUUGCUGGGGUUUACUUUGAGAAAAUCUUAAAAGAAACAAAACAAUCGGUGUGGAUAAGAAACAUUCAGCUUGGUUUCUUUGGCAGUGUAUUUGGAUUAAUGGGUGUAUACAUUUACGAUGGAGAAUUGGUAUCAAAGAAUGGAUUUUUUCAGGGAUAUAACCAACUGACCUGGAUAGUUGUUGUUCUUCAGGCACUUGGAGGCCUUGUUAUAGCUGCUGUUAUUAAGUAUGCGGAUAAUAUUUUAAAAGGAUUUGCAACCUCUUUAUCCAUAAUAUUAUCAACACUGAUAUCCUAUUUUUGGCUACAAGAUUUUGUGCCAACCAGUGUCUUUUUCCUUGGAGCCAUCCUUGUAAUAACAGCUACUUUCUUAUAUGGUUAUGAUCCCAAACCUGCAGGAAAUCCCACUAAAGCGUAGUUGUGUACUAUCUUUAACUGGUUUUUCAUGAUGGUGUACUAGGAAUCUCAACAUUAAUCUUGCACAGAGGACUUCUACAGAUUCUGUGAAGAUGUCAUCAUUAAAUCUGAUCAUACUGUUCAAAUGGUUUGAAAAUAUAUUUAAGGAUAAAAUAUGUGUAUAUGUAACAACAUACAAUGCAUCUAGAAAUCAAAACUUGAAAGUAUUUCCAGGGAUUAUAAUUAGAAGGAAUAUUGGAGAAAACUUGAAAUCUGAGUUUAAAACGAUAUUACCUUUUUGAUUGCUGCAGAAAUGUUCUAUGCACUCUUUGCGAUAGCACAUGACAAAUGUCAGAAAUCAAUUUUUGCAAAUUAGGUCUAUUUAAUCUCAUUAAACGUUUUUUAUCUU
Cynocephalus volans (Philippine flying lemur) is the source of this 1633-nucleotide messenger RNA. RefSeq names its product solute carrier family 35 member A3 (gene SLC35A3). Gene Ontology annotation, cellular component: Golgi membrane. Gene Ontology annotation, molecular function: UDP-galactose transmembrane transporter activity. The record is from RefSeq and is a predicted model, not a curated record. The transcript is spliced from 8 exons. The coding region runs from base 266 to 1246 and encodes 326 amino acids. Lineage: Eukaryota; Metazoa; Chordata; Mammalia; Dermoptera; Cynocephalidae. Gene Ontology annotation, biological process: pyrimidine nucleotide-sugar transmembrane transport.